GUUCCGUCUCUCUGUAUUCCUUCCCCAUGUCGGCACGUUCGAAUUAAACCAAAAAAAAAAGUGACUCCAUCCUUUCGAUGAGCGACGAUGGCGUUCAACUUCAACUGGUCGCCGCUUAUGGCGGACGCGAGUUUCUAUACUCGCGCCCAAGAUCUGCUGACUGCCGCUUUGAAUAAAUCUCCCAAACCGCCCAUCAUCGUGGACGAUAUCAUCGUGACUGAAUUGAAUCUCGGUUCCAUCCCGCCCGAACUGGAGAUCCUGGAAAUUGGGGAUCUGGCGGAGGAUCGCUUUCGGGGCAUUUUCAAGAUGUCAUACACUGGAGACGCCUUUCUCACCCUUAAGACGCGAGUACAAGCGAAUCCUCUCAACACCUAUCUUCUCACCCGACCGUCGUUCGCGACUCCCAUGCCCGUCGCCGCAGCAACUCCUCUCACCAUACCUUUGCAAAUUACCCUCUCCGAUUUCAAACUUUCCGGCUUCGUCAUAUUAGUAUUCUCCAAGCAAAAAGGAAUCACUGUUGUCUUCCGGAAUGAUCCACUCGAAUCCCUCAAAGUCUCCUCGACUUUCGAUUCCAUUCCCUUUGUGCGCGACUUCUUGCAAAGAGAGAUAGAGGCACAGCUUCGGAUUCUGUUUAUGGACGAAUUGCCUGCUAUCAUUCACCGUCUAUCCCUUCGAUUAUGGGUUCCAGAAUAUCGCGCUGGUGAAGAGCUUCAGAACGAAGCUGCGGACAAUGCAGGCGAAGGCCCAGGCCAAGAUCCCCUGGCAAGCCCGCCACAAGACCCUGUCGAUGCCUCUGGAAACGCUUUGGAUGAGUCGGAAAUCGCCUCUCUUUCCCUCGAUUCGACCGUUGAGACCCAUUCUCUAUUCUCCCAAAAGAACCUUCUCCGAUUAGCGGCACUUACGGAUUCCCAGCGGACGCUAUCACUUUUCACUCCAUCUAUUCAGGAAGUUGUAUACCGCGCGUGGACUUCGCCUUCCGACUCGGGCGAUCUUUCUGGAGGCGUGACGUCACCUCUUAGCUCAGUUCUCUCUAGGAGUCAUUCGCAGAUUGGGGGCCUGUCCUCUUCCUUCCAGGACACAGCCAGCAUGGUGUCCGCGCACAGUCGGUCUUCUGUGAACACGCACACUUUCAGCAGCUACGGAUUGAAUUUGGGUUCUGGUCGUCAUUCGAAAUCCAACGCGAGAAAGCGGAAGAAGCGUGUCGUUGAUUUGCGUCGUCCCAAGACUACAGAUGAUGCUGUCAGCGUAAGUGGUGAGAGUACCUAUACGGAGACCACGAGCGCCGCAUCGGUUUACUCAGCUCCUCUACCUGUGGUGAGCGAGCAGACCGAUGACCCAGUGACGCCCCCUCUUUCGCCAAGUAGUGACCUUCAUCUUCCGACAAUCCCCGAACGACAUCGUGCCAGUCUAUCUAGACCUGCUAUGCCACGGCGCAAUAUCGCAACUGAAAUGUUGCGGGACGUCGGUGAAUCAUCAUCCUCUGCGGCUCCCCGUCAUCCUGCAGUUGUUGACGUGGAUGCCACUCCUCGGACUUCUACACAUCUGCACAUGUCCUCCCACCGGGAGAGCGAGAAGCAGCAAGAAGCAGGUGUAACCCGCAACUUGCCUGCGACGGCCCUCCCGUUCACAGAUGCCAAACCAGCCUCCAGCGUGGUGGAUCAAGCGCUGGUCGAAAGACUCGCCGGAGAAAUUGCUCGUCGCAUGCGCGACGAGAAGCUGACCCCUGGUGGCAACUGCAGUGCGUUUUGGGAUCGUCUAAGUCAUGAAGAUGCUCCGCCGGCAUAUGGUCAAUGAUCAUAUUUUUAAACUCACUUUCACCUUUCUCUCUUCUUAUCGGGAUUGUUACUGUGCUCAGUGCAGUCCUCGAGGCUCCUGGUUCAGGAGUAAUUUACGACCGCUACGACAUUGAUAUUAAUCUGUCAGCUCUGCUUUUUAUUUUGAUUCUGAUUAUCUUGUGGGGUGAACUUUGGAGCGGGUGCUAGAACUUGUAUAUUGAUUGGGCUGUAUCCAUAAAAGAACCGGGCGUGGAUUUGUGUGAUUUGUGCUAUUUGUGCUUCUGUGAGCGACAUGCUUUCUUUCAGGGAUACCACCUCGCUCGCUGACUGACUCUCUUUGACAUUGUAAAUACGUCUAUCUCAUUUCCCUCUCUUUGCCCUGAUUCCCAUCAGUCUCAGUGUUGUUGCUGCAGGUGAACCAAGUCUUGAGAACUGGCUCCGC
Aspergillus uvarum CBS 121591 is the source of this 2217-nucleotide messenger RNA. Its product is annotated as MDM34 family protein. The coding region runs from base 88 to 1794 and encodes 568 amino acids. The transcript is spliced from 2 exons. Gene Ontology annotation, biological process: phospholipid transport; mitochondrion organization. Gene Ontology annotation, cellular component: ERMES complex. The record is from RefSeq and is a predicted model, not a curated record. NCBI's taxonomy places the organism in Eukaryota, Fungi, Ascomycota, Eurotiomycetes, Eurotiales, Aspergillaceae. Gene Ontology annotation, molecular function: lipid binding.